Molecule: messenger RNA, 825 nt
Organism: Pieris macdunnoughi
Lineage: Eukaryota; Metazoa; Arthropoda; Insecta; Lepidoptera; Pieridae
Source: the annotation of a GenBank genome assembly
AUGGCCGAGUUACACGAGUUUGAAAAUUCAUUAAAAUUAACUAAAAUAUCAUUUUUCCUAUCAGCCAAUUCAUCUGUUGUUAUUGCUUUUUGUUUGCUACCUCUGUUAUUGAUGGCCAUAGAUUAUCAGAAAACAGGAGAAAUAGAACUGAAACUACCGUUUUUGGUCAAGUACUUCUUUGAUCCAUUUACAAUGACGAAAUGGCCGUUUGUAUAUUUGCAUCAUAUUUGGUCCACAUUUAUAGUCGUUAUAUACCUUUUUGGAGCUGAUACGUUUUUCCAUGCGUGUUGCAUCUACCUGAGAAUGCACUUCGAAUUAUUGUGCAGUCGCUUGGAGAAGGUUGUCACAAAUUCUAAGAAGGACACAGAGGAACGUCUUCGGGCGUGCAUCUUACGACAUCAGGAGCUUAUUGCAUUAGUUGAGCUGAUGGAGCAAUUAUAUUCGAAGUCUUUUCUAUUCAAUAUAAUGCUAAGUUCAGUAUUAAUAUGUUUAGGGGGAUUUAACAUCGUGUUCAGUAAACAGUUUGGCCCAGUGUUCGCGUAUGUGAAUUUCCUUGUAAUGUGCAUGUAUCAGAUAUUUAUGAUCUGCUACUUUGGGGACAUGGUGGUGAUAUCGAGUUCAAAAGUCGGUGAAGCGAUUUUCAACAGUAAAUGGUACGAUGCUGAAGUGAAAAUUCAGAAAAGUCUAUACAUAGUACUUUUAAGGUCCCAAAAACCAUGUACGCUGACGGCAGCCAAAUUUGCAACUCUUAAUCUGAGAGCUUUUACAACGAUUUUAAGCCGCUCCUGGUCAUAUUUCGCUCUUCUCAGAACUAUGUACAAUUAA